This is a messenger RNA of Rhinichthys klamathensis goyatoka, 5221 nucleotides long. RefSeq names its product insulin-like growth factor 1b receptor (gene igf1rb). NCBI's taxonomy places the organism in Eukaryota, Metazoa, Chordata, Actinopteri, Cypriniformes, Leuciscidae. Bases 927 to 5108 code for a protein of 1393 amino acids. Gene Ontology annotation, biological process: positive regulation of phosphatidylinositol 3-kinase/protein kinase B signal transduction; positive regulation of MAPK cascade; positive regulation of kinase activity. Gene Ontology annotation, cellular component: membrane; insulin receptor complex; axon. Gene Ontology annotation, molecular function: insulin receptor substrate binding; insulin receptor activity; ATP binding. The record is from RefSeq and is a predicted model, not a curated record. The transcript has 21 exons.
ACGUUAGCCUACUAUGCGUUUGAGUGCAUGAGUGUGUGAGAGAGAUCGAGCCUUGUUUACAGCGUCAACUCAACGGAGAGAGACUACAUGAUCUACUCCACAUCCUUCACAUCUCUUAAAUGAACACCGAUCCGAUCCCUCAAAAAUCAUAUGUGCCCUCCAUACUCCGCUUUUUGAAGAGAAAAAUCAAGCUUUGAAAUCUCAGACUGAAGAUGGUGGGAGGCUGAGAGAGACCAUUUUAAAGCCUGGACGAAUAUUAUUUGGCAUCUUUCUGAGUUUCUUCACCGAUUUUUGGCCUUUAAAAACGCUGGAUGAGAAGUACAGAGCAUCUUGCAGCUGAUGAAGAUCACACACACUUACACACACUCGUCCAGACUGUUUUAGCCAGCGGACCCGAGCGGGUUUCACUCAACUCCAGCGAAAACCAGCCUGCGAGGAGACCUGCAACGUGUUUUCCCCAUUUUUCCCACGCCAUGGAGCAGGGAAUUGCGGAUUAUCAAGCCGUUACGUGUUUUGCUUGGUUAUUUUCACAUAAAUCGACAAGGAGAAGCUGUAAAAAAUAAUAUUUAAAACGUUUAAGGAGCCCGAGAAUCAGUGCGGUUGAAUCCGCCUCAUGGUGUGGGCAUAACGGGCUGAGUCUGCUGGAGAAUCUCGCUGGGGUGUCUGGAGGAUCAUUUAUCCCAGCAAAACACCAUGAAGAUGGAAGAACUUGGUUUUGUUUGAUUAUUUCCAGCUCAUGUUUAUCUAUAUUUUUGUUUUCACCCCCUCCAUAAGGAGGCACUAAGUUGGAUAAACCAACUUUGAUCAUAUUUUUGUACUGAGAAGACUUCAAGAGUCAAGCAUCAUCUACUUUGAAGGAUUGCUGCCUCCCCUAUUUUGUAAUAUAUAUAUUUUUAAACUAGUGUUUGCCGUGUUUUUGUAUAGGAAUGAGGUCUAGCAGACAGAGGCGAUAUUGGACCAUGUUUUGUGGUCUGGUGCUGGUCCUCUCCACACUCUGUCAUGGAGAAAUCUGUGGUCCAGGCAUUGACAUUGGCAAUGACAUCAGUAAUUUCAAGCGGCUGGAGAACUGUACAGUGGUUGAGGGAUACCUGCAGAUCCUCCUCAUCGGAGGCAAAAACAAUAACAACCAGGAGUUCUUCCGCACCCUCAGUUUCCCCAAACUGACCAUGAUUACGGAUUACCUUCUCCUCUUCCGUGUAUCCGGGCUGGACAGCCUCAGCACCCUCUUUCCUAAUCUUGCUGUGAUCCGGGGUCGUAACUUGUUCUACAACUACGCCCUGGUCAUAUUUGAGCUGACCAGCCUGAAGGACAUCGGCCUCUACAACCUGCGAAACAUCACACGGGGUGCGAUACGAAUUGAGAAGAAUCCCGAGCUCUGCUACUUAGAUUCUGUAGACUGGUCUCUCAUUAUGAAUGCCGAAUUGAACAAUUACAUUGCUGGAAAUAAACAGUCCAAGGAGUGUGGAAAUGUUUGUCCGGGAAUCAUGGAGGACAACCUUCAGUGUAUCAAGACCAACUUUAACAGGAAUGACAAUUACAGAUGCUGGACCUCCAACCAUUGCCAGAAAGUUUGCCCGAAGAUGUGUGGACAGCGGGCGUGUACUGAUUUGGGCGAGUGCUGCCACCCCCAGUGUCUGGGCAGCUGCACCGUGCCCGACAACGACAGGGCCUGUGCCGCCUGCCAGCACUACUACUACGAGGGCAGCUGCGUGGAGGAUUGUCCGCAGAACACGUACAAGUUUGAGGGCUGGCGUUGCAUCACCAUGGACUUCUGCUCCAAGGUCCACCUGCCUGAUUAUGACCGUUUCGUGAUCCACGGAGGAGAGUGUAUGUCUGACUGCCCACCCGGCUUCACGCGUGAUGAGAACCGAAGUGUGUCUGGCAGCAUGACCUGCACUGCCUGUAACGGCCUAUGUGACAAGAUCUGUGAUGAAAAGGUCAUUGACUCAGUGGACGCGGCUCAGUCCCUCAAGGGCUGCACCGUUAUCAAAGGAAACCUGCAUAUCAAGAUCCGCCGUGGCACCAACAUCGCCUCGGAGUUGGAGAACUUCCUGGGACUCAUCAAGACGGUGACGGGAUACAUCAGGAUACGUUCAUCACACACCCUGAGCUCGCUCUCCUUCCUCAAGAGCCUGAGAUACAUCCAUGGAGAGGAACUCUGGGAUGACGCGUAUGCCUUUGCUGCUUUGGAUAACCAGCAUCUCCAAAUUCUGUGGGACUGGUCCCAGCACAAUCUCACAAUAAAUGCUGGAAAACUGUACUUCCGCCUGAACCCCAAACUCUGCAUGUCCGAGAUCCGCAAAAUGUGGGCAAAAACAGGAAUUAAGGAGAAGUUUUUGGAAGGAGAUUUCCGCAACAAUGGAGACCGUGCAAGCUGUGGGAGUAAAAUUCUUAAGUUCUUAUCGAAUAGCACGAGGAGUAAUAGAAUCGAGUUGACAUGGGAACUUUUUCGACCGCCAGAUUCCAGAGACCUCAUCAGUUUUAUUGUGUACUACAAAGAAACGCCUUUCCAGAACAUUACAGAGUUUGAUGGUCAGGACGGUUGCGGAUCAGACAGCUGGAACAUGGUUGACGUGGACUUACCGCAGGACCAAACCCAAAAUCCUGGUGUUACCCUGUCCAUGCUGAAGCCUUGGACUCAGUAUGCCAUCUUUGUUAAAGCUGUAACGCUAGUUGUGGAGGACAGGGACAAGGACAGACAGCAUCUUGGGGCGAAGACUGAAGUGGUGUAUGUUUGGACUAAACCAUCAGCACCCUCAAUGCCUGUAGACAUUCGUGCGUACUCUAACUCUUCAUCAAAGCUGGUGGUGCGGUGGUCUCCACCUGUGACCCCCAAUGGAAACAACACCUACUACCUGCUCCGCUGGAAGCAGCAGGGCGAGGACCAUGAGCUCUACCAGCACAACUACUGCUCCAAAGAACUGAAGAUCCCCGUCAGGAUUUCAGCCACGGGUUUGACAGAAACCGAAGACACCAAACCCACCAAUCCUGAAACAGGGGGGAGGGACAAAGUCCCCUGUUGUCCGUGCCCUAAAACAGAGAAGGAUCUGAAGCAAAUCGAGGACGAUAUCUACUACCGCAAAGCCUUCGAGAAUUUCCUUCAUAACGCCAUAUUCACCCCCAGACCUCCCGACAGGCGAAAGCGAGAUCUGUUUGGCGUGGCCAAUGCGACUUCCAUCCACUCUCUGCUGUCGGGAAACUGGAACCUGACUGAAGGAAACUUCUCAGAUGAUGAGCCGCCUAGACGGGCAUUUUCUUUUCUGGAGAGGAAGGUGAAGGAGCGAACUGCUGACAUCAGUGGCCUGCAGCCCUUUACCGUUUACCGCAUCGACGUGCACGCCUGCAACGAAGAGGUCCGACACUGCAGCGCGGCCGCCUUUGUCUUUUCCCGCACCAAACCAGCAGAAAGAGCCGAUGACAUUCCUGGCUCAGUGAGCUGGGAAGCUCUGGAGGAUUCGGUGUUCCUGAAGUGGCCUGAACCGCAUAAACCCAACGGCCUGAUCCUGCUGUAUGAGAUUCAGUAUCGUCUUGGGACAGAGCCUGAGAAGCAUGAGUGUGUAUCCCGUCAACACUACAGGGAGCACAAAGGGGUAAAACUCUCCAAUUUGGGACCUGGGAACUAUUCUGCCCGUGUGCGUGCUACGUCUCUCGCCGGAAACGGGUCGUGGACUCAACCCAUAGCUUUCUAUGUGAUUCAGGUUGAACAAACACAUUAUGAACACUUCCUGUACUUCAUGAUUAUCCCGAUCAUCCUGAUUUUCGCCGCCUUCGCUGCAGUGGCUUUCAUCUUGGUGAACAAGAAACGAAACAAUGACAGGCUUGGAAAUGGAGUCCUUUACGCAUCCGUUAACCCAGAAUAUUUCAGCGCAGCAGAGAUGUAUGUGCCGGAUGAAUGGGAAGUGGAGCGAGAGAAAAUCACCAUGUGCCGAGAGCUUGGACAAGGAUCUUUUGGUAUGGUGUACGAGGGCAUCGCGAAAGGUGUUGUCAAAGAUGAGCCAGAAAUCAGGGUGGCCAUCAAAACCGUCAACGAAUCGGCUAGCUUGCAUGAACGCAUUGAGUUCCUUAAUGAAGCCUCAGUGAUGAAGGAGUUCAAUUGUCACCAUGUGGUGCGUCUACUGGGUGUGGUCUCGCAGGGUCAGCCCACCUUGGUGAUCAUGGAGCUGAUGACACGAGGAGAUCUGAAGAGUUACCUACGCUCGCUUCGAUCCGCUGAGAACACCUCCAAUUUGCCUUUGCCACCAUUGAAGAAGAUGAUUCAGAUGGCAGGAGAGAUAGCGGAUGGCAUGGCGUACCUCAACGCUAACAAGUUUGUUCACAGAGACUUGGCAGCAAGGAAUUGCAUGGUGGCUGAAGAUUUUGCAGUCAAAAUUGGUGACUUUGGCAUGACGCGGGACAUUUAUGAGACGGAUUACUACAGAAAAGGAGGCAAGGGACUACUGCCUGUGCGCUGGAUGUCCCCCGAGUCCCUCAAAGAUGGAGUAUUUACCACAAUGUCUGAUGUCUGGUCCUUUGGGGUUGUGUUGUGGGAGAUAGCCACCCUGGCCGAGCAGCCCUAUCAGGGCAUGUCCAAUGAGCAGGUACUGCGGUUUGUCAUGGAGGGAGGACUACUAGACAAACCAGACAACUGUCCUGAUAUGCUGUUUGAGCUGAUGCGCAUGUGCUGGCAGUUCAACCCCAAAAUGCGUCCGUCCUUCCUGGAGAUCAUCAGCAGCCUCAAGGACGACCUGGAGGAGGGCUUCAAGGAGACGAGCUUCUUCUACAGCGAGGAGAACAAACCUCCCGACACGGAAGAGCUGGACAUGGAGAACGUGGGAACCAUGGAGAACGUUCCUCUGGAGCCGUCCUCCAGCCUGCAGCCCCUCGCCCCCUCUUUGGCCUCCCCUCAACAGUGCUCCCCUGCGCCCCAGUGCUCCGCCACUCCGGCCGGCCCGUCGUCACCGCCUUCCUCCCCCAGCUCCCCGGACAAGCACCCGCUCCCCGCAUCGGCGGCAAACGGGCCCUCCAUGGUUCUCCGGAGCCCGUUUGACGAGUCCCAGCCUUACGCUCACAUGAACGGGGGGCGUAAGAACGAGCGUGCCUUGCCUCUGCCCCAGUCGUCGGCUUGCUGAUCAGCGGCCCGACCCCGUUUCCGAAAACACGGACGUGUCUCUGUCUGUCAAGCCACUGUGUGGUCUCCUGAGAAGAAAUAUUAAAAUAAAGAGACAAGGAAAGAAAAAAAAAA